Molecule: messenger RNA, 2749 nt
Organism: Camellia sinensis
Lineage: Eukaryota; Viridiplantae; Streptophyta; Magnoliopsida; Ericales; Theaceae
Product: wall-associated receptor kinase 2
Biological process (GO): cell surface receptor signaling pathway; protein phosphorylation
Cellular component (GO): plasma membrane
Molecular function (GO): protein serine/threonine kinase activity; calcium ion binding; polysaccharide binding
Source: RefSeq, a predicted model, not a curated record
AUAUUAUACGCAUUUCAUUUCAUCAUCUAUAUUUCAUUAAUUGUGAUUUAUUUAUUUAUUUAUUUUUGCCUUAUAAAUAAGGAACUUAAAAUGAAGUACAACCACAAAGCUAUCUAAUGCCUGAAAACCUGGCUCUAACCAUGUAUAAUUCACCUUUGAUUUUUCUGCAACUUAACUUGGCAUGGGUUCUUCUAGUAGCAUCUUUUGCUGCUGCUCAAUUCAUGCCUGGUUGCCUAGAUUAUUGUGGUAACAUCAGUAUCCCAUACCCAUUUGGAACUAGUAAAAAAUGCUACAUAGAAGAAAAUUUUCUGGUUACUUGUAACGACAUCCACUACCACCCUCCCAAGCUGUUUCUAACAGACAGUACCAUAGAGAUCAUGGACAUAUAUCUUUCUGGUCAGUUGCGCAUAUCAUCCGACGUAGCACAUGAUUGCUUCGGUGAAGGGGGUGUUUGGGAAGACUAUUACGACCAAUGGAUCAGAUUGGCCAAAUUCCCCAUCUCAAAUACCCGAAACAAGUUCACGGCUGUUGGGUGCGACUCCUAUGCAGUUAUCUCAGGCUCCCAGGGACGAAAGUAUGACACGGGGUGCUUGUCACUAUGCAACAACAUCACCAAUGUGAUCAACGGCUCUUGCUCUGGCAUUGGCUGCUGUCAGACGAGUAUCCCCAAGGGAGUGAGGAGUUUCAACAUCAGCGUCAGAAGCUAUGACAAACAUACCCUUGUAUGGAACUUUAAUCCGUGCAGCUACGCUUUCGUAGCUGAGGAAGCUGCUUACAACUUCUCUUCUUUAGAUCUUGCAAACUUACAGAACAGAACAAAGUUUCCCGUGGUGCUUGAUUGGUCUGUAGGGGACCAAACAUGUGCUGAAGCCAAAAACAAUCUAACAAGUUUUGCUUGCAAGGCCAAUAGCGACUGUCAUGACUUUGACAAUGGUCCUGGGUAUCGCUGCAAUUGCUCCCAGGGAUAUGAAGGGAACCCCUAUCUUCCCAAUGGUUGUAUAGAUAUUAAUGAGUGCAUUAUUUCAAGCCCCUGCAACAUGACAUGCCAGAAUUUACCAGGCACAUACAAUUGUUCUUGUCCAGAGGGCUAUGAAGGUGAUGGCAGAAAAAAUGGAUCAGGUUGCAGUCUGAUUCCUGUUCCGAGCCAUAGGCUUCCCGUGAUUAACAUUGCAUUAGGCAUCAGCAUAAGCAUCUCAGGGCUACUUCUUGGUGGCUCCUGGGUAUAUUGGGUAUUUAGGCAGAGGAAGAUCUUCAAUCUUAGAGAGAAGUUUUUUCAACAAAAUGGUGGCUUCAUGUUAAAACAGCAACUUUCCAAAUGUGAAGGAUCGGUUCAAUCAGCUAAAAUCUUUACCUCAGAUGACCUCAAGAAGGCAACAAACAACUACGAUGAAAGUAGAGUCUUGGGCCAAGGAGGCCAAGGAACAGUCUACAAAGGAAUAUUACCAGAUAACACCAUAGUUGCCAUUAAGAAGUCCAAUGUAAUUGAUCAGAGCCAGUCCCAGAUAGAGCAAUUCAUUAAUGAGGUCAUAAUUCUCUCCCAAGUCAACCACAGGAAUGUUGUGAAGCUCCUAGGGUGUUGCUUGGAGACACAAAUUCCCUUACUUGUCUAUGAAUUUGUUACCAAUGGCACUCUCUACGAGCACAUCCACAAUAUCGACCACAACAGGUCCUUAAUAACUUGGGAGAAUCGUUUAAGAAUAGCAACCGAAACUGCAGCAGCCCUUUCAUAUUUGCACUCUGCCGCUAGUACUCCUAUCAUUCAUAGAGAUGUUAAGUCCACUAACAUACUCUUAGAUGACAAUUACGUUGCUAAAGUAUCUGAUUUUGGAGCUUCAAGGUUGAUCCCCAGAGACCGAACUCAAUUAACCACAAUGGUUCAAGGGACACUCGGUUACUUAGACCCUGAGUACUUUCACACAAGCCAAUUGACUGAAAAGAGUGAUGUUUAUAGCUUUGGGGUUGUCCUUGUGGAGUUACUAACCGGCAAGAAGGCGCUUUCUUUCAACAGGCCUGAAUUAGAGAGAAAUUUAGCAAUGUAUUUUGUGUCAUCAAUGAAAGAAGAUCGCUUGUUUGAAAUUGUUGAUGAACAGGUGAUGAAUGUAGCAAAGGCUGACCAACUAAAGGAAGUUGCUAUUUUAGCAAAGAGGUGCCUAAGAGUGAAAGGUGACGAAAGGCCAGCCAUGAAGGAAGUGGCAAUGGAGUUAGAGGGAUUAAGAAUGAUGGAGAAACAUUCAUGGGUAAAUGACAACAACGAUUUAGAAGAGACUCACUACUUGCUUGGAGAUCAACUUUCAAAUGCUUAUGGUGAUGGCAAUAAUAGAAGCAAUUCAGCAGCUUAUGAUAGCAUGGCAAACCAUAUCAUUUCCCCAACUGACGGUGGACGAUAAGGUGUUUUUUUUAUUUUUUUUUAAUAAUUGGAUGUUCGGGCUAGCUUACACGCACCUUGACUAAUCCCAUGACUCUGAAAUUAAUGACCAAACAAAUCUCCAGUGACCCCAAGGUUUAGGAUGUUUGGCCUUCGUGAGAUUCAAACUUGCGACCUCUUAGGUGGUAAGCUCUUUGGCUUCCUUCUCCUCCCACUACGCAAAACCCUUUGGCGUUGGUUGACGAUGAGGUGUUUCUUGUCGUGGUUUGUUUUUAUUAGAUGUUAUUUUGUGUGUUUCCAUGUGAGCAUCGUCAAAUAGUCCUUGUAAAUUGUUUUGAAUCUUUUGAUUAUUUAUGUUGGGAUUUUAUUUGUUGUGUUUUGCGA